CUUUAAAAUGAGCGACGAACGAUCGCCGUAGCUCAGUCGUUGCAUUUGCUUCGAGAAAAGCGUGAACUUAGUAGACAAGAUGCAUUACGGUAUCUGUUGGCUAUGUGCAGGAUUGCUAUUACUUGUUGGUGGACAGCUAACCGAGGCCGCGAUAGGGCAUGUUUUUUACCACAACGAUGCGCACCCUGGUAAGUGCACGGUCAGUGAGACAGUUAUUCUCUCACCAGGUGAAAAGACGAUAACAUCGGGCAUUUGUGCGCGAAUUACUUGUGAAAAUGAAGAGGGUCUAGCCGAAAUUGCUAGUUGUGGGUCCCAGGCGCCAUUAGAAGGCUGCGAAUGGGGCGAUCCUAAGGAUGAGAAGGCUCCAUAUCCGGAAUGUUGUGAACGCCAACAGAUUUGCCCCUAGAAAAUAAAAGCAUAACGAUGGCAUCAAGUUGAUAUUCGAUUACUCAAAUAUAAAGUGAUUUAAUGUUUAUGGUUUAUUGCAUUUACGACUUCCUAAUAUAACUUGUACGUAUGGAACUCGGUAUAUUAAAUAAAGUGGUUUUGGAGGUAAUAGAA
Molecule: messenger RNA, 561 nt
Organism: Bactrocera dorsalis (oriental fruit fly)
Lineage: Eukaryota; Metazoa; Arthropoda; Insecta; Diptera; Tephritidae
Exons: 4
Coding region: 80-406 (108 amino acids)
Source: RefSeq, a predicted model, not a curated record